Blepharisma stoltei is the source of this 1410-nucleotide messenger RNA. Lineage: Eukaryota; Ciliophora; Heterotrichea; Heterotrichida; Blepharismidae. The record is from the annotation of a GenBank genome assembly.
AUGUCACCUAGUGCAAAUGAAUCUGAAGAAAUGAUCGUGGGCAUUAGCAACCUGAUAUCUAAUUCUACAACUGGGUUAUGGGAAGAUUUUCCAGUCGGAUCUUAUUCAAUUGUGAGAAAUCCAGUGCUGACUUUUGACCAAAAUAUUAUUUGGCCUGAUGGUGGAACUCAACCUUCUACUGAUAUCAGAAUAAAUUGGCUUAAUUGCCCAUUUUCCUAUAGGCAGAUUCAAGACUCUGACAAAGGGGAAGCUAUAUAUUAUAGUAUCAUUGCAUUUUGGACUGCUUUAGGUUUGGCAACAUCAUUAAUUUAUAUAUCAAAGUAUUGGAGCUUAUCGUUUCCUAUCAUUCAGGAUAAGAGGGAAAUAAAAUUCCGAGAUUGAUUAGCUGUUUUUAGCUUAUUGAUAGAGACCUUACAGCUUUUAGCUUUAAGUCCUGAAUUUAUUCAUUCAAAAAUUUCUAAUGGUUUUGAUUAUAUAUCAGGAAAUUUAGCAAAUACCACAACAUAUUACAGUAAAAUUUUCUGACCAGGAAUUUAUACAGCCUUAAUAGUCUGCUUGGUGAUGCUAAUUUUUAAUCUGUUAUUAAUUUUUAAAAUUGAAGAGAAAAGCAGACUCUCUUUUUUAGUAGUAGCUUGCGGGAUUGCAAAAGAGCUGCUGCCACAUAUUAGCAACUUAUUUUUCAUCUCUGUCAUAAAUUCUCUGUUUUCUCUAUUCAGAUGCACAAAAGGAACAAGCCUGAAUGUCCUUGACUCAUUUUUAUAUGGCGACUGCAAUUAUUUCUGCUGAAAAGAUUUACACUUACUUUUUGCAGUUCUUGCUUUAAUUUCCUUGCCUUUUUUUAUUCCUAGUGCAAUCUUAUGGAGACCUUAUUAUGAAUCUCUUAGCUCUGAUAAAAAUAUUUAUUGCAAUGAGCAUUAUUUAAUCGCAAAAAGCAUCAUUCAAAUAGUUGCGAUUACUUUAAAAUCAACUAUAGGGAAUUACAGUAACUCCUUGUAUAGUCUUUUAUAUAUUUUCUGUCUCACACUUUUUUUAGCUUACUCCAUUUUCUAUAAACCUUACAAUUAUAAUAGAAUGAACUUAUGAGCCCUACUUUCAAUUCUGGCAGUAAUGUGAAGCUCAAUUUUAUCAUCUAUUUAUUCAUUAGCUAACAGCAGCAUCUUUAUAUGAGUACAUUUAUUAAGCUUCGGCUGACUAUGCUUAGCUGUUUUUGGGUAUGCUUUUCAGGAAAGAUUUUAUCCGAACUUUUUGUACUCCGUGCAAGGUAAGGAUAUCAGCUUGUUUUUCAGGUUUGAAUUUUCAACAAAAAUUAAGCCAGAUGAAGUUUCUGAGGCUGUGAAGAAUAAAUAUUCAGUGAUAGACUCCAGCAGUCGAUUUGAUUCAGCUAAUAAGGAUUUGAGUUUUAUAAGUUAG